AGCAUCCAUUUAUGAGUUAAAAUAACACAUUGACUUGUCAUUAAUUCUCUUUAAUUUUUGUUGCACUCCCAUCAAACCUUCCUACCUUACGAAAAUGGAGAAGAUUCAGCACAAUUAUGUGGAUGUAAGAGGACUCAAGCUUCACAUUGCAGAGAUUGGAACAGGCCCUGCAGUAUUCUUUCUUCAUGGAUUCCCUGAGAUAUGGUACUCGUGGAGGCAUCAGAUGAUAGCAGUAGCGGAUGCAGGAUUUCGAGGCAUAGCCCCUGACUUCAGAGGCUAUGGUUUGUCUGAAUUGCCUGCAGAACCGGAGAAGACGACAUUCAGGGACCUUGUCGAUGAUCUUCUGGACAUGCUUGAUUCAUUAGGCAUCCACCAGGUUUUUCUUGUGGGGAAGGAUUUUGGAGCUCGAGUAGCUUACCAUUUUGCACUCGUACACCCUGAUAGAGUUUCAACUGUUGUAACAUUAGGUGUGCCCUUUCUUCUCACUGGUCCAGAAACAUUUCCUCGAGAUCUCAUUCCCAAUGGGUUCUAUAUGUUGAGAUGGCAGGAACCAGGGCGAGCUGAAAAGGACUUUGGGCGUUUUGAUACAAAAACAGUAGUUAAGAACAUAUAUACUAUGUUCUCUGGAAGUGAACUGCCAAUUGCAAAAGAUGAUGAGGAAAUAAUGGAUUUGGUUGAUCCUUCUGCUCCAGUGCCUGACUGGUUCACAGGAGAGGAUCUUGCAAACUACGCAUCUCUUUACGAAAAGUCAAGUUUCCGAACAGCAUUGCAGGUGCCUUACAGGGCUUGGCUAGAAGAAUAUGGAGUUAAAGAUAUCAAAGUCAAGGUUCCCUGUUUGCUUGUAAUGGGAGAGAAGGAUUACGCCCUUAAAUUUGGUGGAUUAGAGCAAUACGUUAAAAGUGGAAUGGUGAAAGAAUAUGUGCCUAAUCUGGAAACCAUAUUCUUACCAGAAGGCAGUCAUUUUGUACAAGAGCAGUUUCCUGAACAGGUCAAUCAGUUGAUUAUCACCUUCCUCAAAAAGCUCAUAUAAUAAACUGCUUGCCAGCGACGUUGAAUAAAGGGCAACCCAGUGCACGAAACUCCCGUUAUGCACAAGGUUUGGGAGGAGCCGGCAUUUGGGUCUUAUUUUUCAGAGUUGAAUGUUGAUCUCAGUUUUAUCAAACAAUACCAUAUCACAUUUUCGGCAUAUUUCUACUUGUAUGUUGAUCAAUAAAAGGGACGAUGGUUUACGCGCCUCAGUUCUACAACACGUUUCCAGAGUUUUUACAGCAAAAUAUUCUGUUAAUCUUCAUUGAAUCUUACAGGAUAAAAAGAACAGUUUUUAGUGGACACA
Nicotiana tabacum (common tobacco) is the source of this 1333-nucleotide messenger RNA. NCBI's taxonomy places the organism in Eukaryota, Viridiplantae, Streptophyta, Magnoliopsida, Solanales, Solanaceae. The record is from RefSeq and is a predicted model, not a curated record.